This is a messenger RNA of Euleptes europaea (tarantolino), 1749 nucleotides long. RefSeq names its product tripartite motif containing 45 (gene TRIM45). The record is from RefSeq and is a predicted model, not a curated record. Gene Ontology annotation, cellular component: nucleoplasm; chromatin. Gene Ontology annotation, biological process: positive regulation of DNA-templated transcription. Lineage: Eukaryota; Metazoa; Chordata; Lepidosauria; Squamata; Sphaerodactylidae. The transcript has 6 exons. The coding region runs from base 1 to 1749 and encodes 582 amino acids. Gene Ontology annotation, molecular function: protein binding; zinc ion binding; ubiquitin-protein transferase activity.
AUGUCAGAUUCUCGGGGCGAAGACGAGCGGGACGGUUCGCCUGAGGCUCCCGCCGCGCCAAAGGUGCCGUCUCGCAGCCGGUGCCCUCUCUGCGGGGAGCUGUUCUUGGAGCCCCGGAUCCUGCCCUGCCUGCACACUUUUUGCACCGCGUGCCUGGGGCGGCUGGAGCCCUUCUCCGACCUGGCCUGGCACCGCGAAGACUCCGACUCCAGCUCGGAUGGGUCGUGGCUCUGGGGCCAGCAGCAGAACCACCUGUCGCCGCCGGCGCUCAGCAUCCUCUGCCCGGUCUGCGAUGCCGAAGUCGAUUUGCCGCCGGGCGGGGUGGAAGGCUUGCCCACGGACCACUUGGCCCUGAACGGGGUGCUGCUGGAGGCCUUGCAGGGGGCGGGCCUGGGCGUUGCCUGCGACCUCUGCGUCGACGGGGAGGCCGUCAAGCGGUGCCAAGCCUGCCGGGUGUGCCUCUGCCAGUUCUGCUGCCAGGCUCACAAGAGGCAGAAGAAGACCGCUUCUCACGCCAUCGUGGAGCUGCAGGAUUUGAAGGGCUUCACCCGCCUGGAGAAGCCCAUCCAGUGCCCUUCCCACCCUUCCGAGGAGCUGAAGCUUUUUUGUGAGCGAUGCGACUCGCCCGUCUGCCAGGAGUGCGUGGUCGGGGCCCACCGGCAGCAUCCGUGCAACCUGGCCGCCAACGUCGUCCACAAGCACGGGGACUCAAUCCGGGAGCUCUUGAAGGCCACCCAGGGGCACGCAGGAGCCCUGCGGGGGGCCCUGAGCCGCAUCGAAGGGGUCUGGGAGAGCCUCGGUCGCCGAGCGGAAGCCGUGGCUCUGGAGAUCCGCGCUUUCGCCGACGGGUAUGCGAGGGCCGUCGAAGAGCACCGGGAUAGACUGCUGCGGUCGCUGGAAGAGCUGAAGGUCCAGCGGGAGACCCAACUGCAUUUGCAGAAAGCCCAGUUGGAACAGCUGCUCCUGGAUAUGCAGACCGGAGUGGACUUCACCCAGCGUCUGCUCGCCGGCGGCUCGGACCUCGAGAUCCUUCUUACCAAAGGAGUGGUGGAGAACCGGCUGCGGAGGCUCAAUAGCGUGGACUUCCACCCCCACCCGGUUUCCGACGACAAGAUCCAGUUCUCUCCUCACGAGAAGGCGGGCCUGGUUCACGGCUACGAGAUGUUUGGGGCCGUUCUCAACCGAGCUGCUGACCCGACCAAGUGUGUCUUGCAAGGGAAAGAUGUUGGCGGCACCCGUCAGAGUGAGCCGGUCGCCUUAACCCUUCUGUGUAAGGAUGGGUCAGGCGAACAGCUGGAGAGAGGAGGAGAGCCAGUCCGAGUGACCGUUUCCCACAAAGACGGAAAAGACGGUGUGGCCAAGGCUGUCGUGCGUGACAACCAAGAUGGGACAUACCACAUUUCUUACACCCCCGAGGAGCCAGGCAAAUACACCAUCAGCAUCUUUGUCAGAGGGCAACACGUGCAGGGAUCCCCGUUCACCAUGGCGGUGAAGAGCAAGUUCCGUCAACACCUCGGCCUUUUCCACUGCUGCACAUUCUGCUCCAGCGGCGGGAAAAAAGCGGCACGGUGCGCUUGCGGGGGGACCAUGCCUGGAGGCUACCAAGGCUGCGGUCACGGGCAUAAAGGCCACCCGGGCUCUCCCCACUGGUCGUGCUGCGGCAACGUAGAGGAAGCGUCCGAGUGCUCCAUCAAACCGGCCCGCGAGGAUCCCUUGCAGCGGAGCCUCCUCAGAACGGUGGUGCUGUGA